AUGCCAGUUCAUGAAGAAAUAUCUCUAAUAUCAACAUUAUUCAAUGUAUCCUUAUUAAUACUGAAAAUAGUUUUCCUAUAUAUAUCUAGUUUAUUAGGAGUUGAUUCAUUUAUAACAACUGGUGAUGUUCCAAUUUCCAAAUCUUCAUCAAAUCAACCAGACAAUAAUCAUCUUAAAACCAGAUUAGUUAAUGCCAAAGAUAUUAAUGAAAUUGUUGAAACACAUGGUUACAAAAUUAGAGAACAUGUGGUCACUACUAGAGAUGGAUAUUUAUUAGUUAUUCAUAAAUUAGAGAAAAUUCAAAACAACUCUUACAGUCAUCAUCAUCGUCAUAUUUCAAGUACUGCUAAUCUUUCCAAAAUUGCUUAUUUUCAUCAUGGAUUAAUGACAAAUUCAGAAUUAUUUGUUUUGGGUACUAAUAAAUAUAAAACAUUACCUUAUUUGUUAGUGGAUUUAGGUUAUGAAGUUUGGUUAGGGAAUAAUCGAGGCAAUAAAUAUUCUAGAAAACAUUUGAAAUUAUCUGCUUCAGACCCCAAAUUUUGGGAUUUUUCAUUAGAUGAAUAUUCAUAUUAUGAUAUCCCUGAUAGUUUAACAUAUAUUAAGAAUUAUUAUCACCACAUCAAUAACAAUACAAGCAACAACAACAACAAUAACCAUACUGGAUCACCAACAGUAUUAUCAUCUUCAACUUCAACUUUAACAAAUUCAGAUUUACAAAUAAUUUAUAUUGGAUUUUCUCAAGGUUGUUCACAAUUUUUUGCUAGUUUAAGUUUAUAUCCACAAUUGAAUUCACAUAUCAAAAUGUUUAUUGGAUUAUCACCAGCAAUUAUCCCCCAAAAUUUAAAUCAUCCAAUAUUUAAAUUACUUGUUAAUCAAGCAGCUAAUGAUAAUUCUUUUUUAUUUAGUUUAUUUGGCAGAAGAGCGAUUAUGCCAUCAGUAUCAUUUUGGUAUACUAUUUUUGGUCCUUCAUUAUAUGAAAAAGUUGUCGAUAAAUCUUUACAAUUAUUAUUUGGUUGGACGGGAGCUAAUAUUUCGCAGUCACAAAAGGAAAUUGGUUAUCCUCACAUGUUUUCAAAUUCAUCAGUGAAAUCAUUAUUACAUUGGUUUCAAAUAAUAAAGGCAGGGCGAUUUCAAAUGUUUGAGGAAACUUGUUGUUAUGGAAUCACUAAAUUAUCAUGUUUAUCUCAUAAACUGAAACAAAAGGGCAAUAGAGUAGCACCAUUCCCCAUAGCUGAUCAUUUAGAUGUGCCUAUGGUAUUAUUUUAUGGUGACAAUGAUAUUUUGGUCGAUAUUAAUAAAACAAAAAACUUGAUUGUUGAUAAUAAUCAUAAAAUGCAAGAUAAAUUGGAAUUAGUUUUAUGUCCAGGUUAUGAACAUAUGGAUACUUUAUGGGGUGAAAACGUUUAUCAAGAUGUAUUCAAACCCGUACUUGAAAGAUUAGAAAAACUGGAAUUCUCUUUUGGUUAUAAUAUUAAUGGUAGUAAUAACCGAGAUUCAGAAUUGUUGAUUGAAGAUAAUGAUCGUCAUCAAUUGAAUAGUAAGAAUUUACAGUUACAUGAAAAUGCUUUAGAUUUGGAUGAUGUCCUGCUAGAUAUGAAUAAUGCCAAUGAAAUGAAAUUCCGCUCAUGA
This is a messenger RNA of Candida albicans SC5314, 1629 nucleotides long. It is a transcript of the gene TGL99, whose product is annotated as Tgl99p. The record is from RefSeq and is a predicted model, not a curated record. Lineage: Eukaryota; Fungi; Ascomycota; Pichiomycetes; Serinales; Debaryomycetaceae. Bases 1 to 1629 code for a protein of 542 amino acids. Gene Ontology annotation, biological process: lipid metabolic process. The transcript has a single exon.